Molecule: messenger RNA, 567 nt
Organism: Hibiscus syriacus
Lineage: Eukaryota; Viridiplantae; Streptophyta; Magnoliopsida; Malvales; Malvaceae
Product: velvet complex subunit B-like
Exons: 1
Coding region: 1-567 (188 amino acids)
Source: RefSeq, a predicted model, not a curated record
AUGGCAGUCGAUGAUUCCUGCAGAAAGCCUGGAGCUGUUCCUUUUAAGUGGGAGAUCCGACCCGGUGUUCCCAAGCUCCAACAACAGAAGCAACAGAAACAGAGGCAGCCGCCGCCGCUGUUGUCACCGCCAGCAUCGCCUUUUAUAAAUCAACGUUCAUUACCUAGUCCUCCGCCCGGACCUCCUCGGCAAAAGCUUAAACCCCCACCAGCUGCAUCCUACUACAUCCUAUCCCCGGAGCCCCGAACUCACUCUUUUAGAUCCACACCACCUGCCCGAUCCGAUAGUUUCAGGUUCAUCCAAGCUACCCGACUCCGACCCGAAUGUGUUUCACCCGGGUGCUUCCCAGCCCCACUGCUUAGGCGGAUGGGAAGCAAGAAGAGGACCCAAAAACUCAAACCCGAACCCGAUUAUAUUUCAGACGUGGAGAUACGAUCACGAUGGUCGGUUUCAAGCCGAAGGUCACUUUCACCAUUCUACAGCUCUCCGGCUUCAUCCUUUUCAUCUAUUAGGUCAUCGCCUCGACUCGCAACCGAUGUCGAAUGGGCCGGCUUUGGAUUUUUUUAG